AUGCCGUACAUAUUUGGUCGACGACGUUUUUGUACUCGUUUUGUUACAUUUUUAACAAUCUUGGGUCUUUUUUUAAUAAUAUCAUUUAUAAUUCGUUCUGAUCCAAUAAUAAUAGCCAAUAUAAAUAGAAAAGAUAUUAAUCCACGUCUAUUUUGUGUAUUAAUACAUACACAUUCAAUACAUGAACAAUUUAUUUAUUUAAGUAAUAUAACAUGGGCUAAACAUUGUCAUAAAAUUAGUAUUGUAAGAUAUAAACAAUUACAAACACCGGAUGAAUACUUUAAUCCUACUCAAUCACCAUAUCAUGUAAAUCUAUGGAUACGUAUUCUUGUUGUAAUUCGUCAGUCAAUAAGUUCAUAUGAAUAUAUUUCUAGUAAUGAUUCAUUAAUUAUUGUUCCUGCUCCUACAUUUGUCUUUCGAGAAAAAUUAGUAUCACUUCUUCAUACUUCUACUGAGAGUUCUCAAUCACCAUUAAUUAUUAUUUAUGAACAACAAGAAGUAAAUGCUUAUAUUUUAAAUGGUCAAGCUUUAAAUCUUGUACGCAAUACUAAAUUAAUUGAUUCAUGUUUACAACAAUCUUAUCCAAGUGCACGUGAAACACAUUUAUGGAAAUGUGUAAAAUAUAAAUUACGUAAUGAACAAACAAAUUCAAUAUGUAAAAAUAAUAAUAAUUGUUCUAUUCAAUAUCAUCGUAAUCAAUUAACAAUAGAUAAUAUUAAAAAUGGAUUUUGUUUACAAAAUAAUCUUCAUAUAUGUCAAUCAAUAGUUUUACUUUAUCCAACAACAUUUAAUGAUAUAGUAACAUUAGAAUUUUUUAAAUAUAGAUUAAAAUCAAAAUCUUCACAUUAA
This is a messenger RNA of Rotaria sordida, 849 nucleotides long. The record is from the annotation of a GenBank genome assembly. NCBI's taxonomy places the organism in Eukaryota, Metazoa, Rotifera, Eurotatoria, Philodinida, Philodinidae.